CGAACCACCCGAAAGGAAAAUUCUGAACACAUUCUGCUCUCUGCAAAAACCAAUCAGCUUCGGUCGGAAUCAUUUACCGGAAAUCUACAAUGGGGAUUGUUGUCAAGUCUUUCAAGGAUCAAUUCUCCUCUGAUGAGCGAUUGAAGGAGUCGAAGAACAUCAUUGCGAAAUAUCCGGACAGAGUUCCGGUGAUUAUUGAGAAAUAUUCAAACGCAGACCUCCCAGACAUGGAGAAGAACAAAUACUUGGUCCCACGAGACAUGACCGUUGGACAUUUCAUUCACAUGUUAAGCAAUAGGUUACAGUUAGAUCCAUCCAAAGCUCUGUUUGUUUUUGUACAGAACACACUUCCUCAAACGGCUAGUCGCAUGGACUCUUUGUACAAUACUUUCAAGGAAGGAGAUGGGUUCUUGUACAUGACUUACAGCACCGAGAAAACAUUCGGCUAACAAAAAAAGAUUCGUUGGUUUAAUAAUCGAAUCGGAAAACUCUUUUCUGAAUAAUCCAUUUGUUUGAUUCGUAUGUUUGUGAAUAAUGAAUGUCAGCUAUUGUCGUUGUUAGCUGCCCUUGUACAGAAAAAUGCAAAAAAAAUAUUUAACUUUGUAAAUCAUGUUGACCCAAAGGCAAUAAUAAGACAAAGUGAUGAUUCACACGAAA
Molecule: messenger RNA, 657 nt
Organism: Eutrema salsugineum
Lineage: Eukaryota; Viridiplantae; Streptophyta; Magnoliopsida; Brassicales; Brassicaceae
Product: autophagy-related protein 8h
Exons: 5
Coding region: 90-449 (119 amino acids)
Biological process (GO): cellular response to nitrogen starvation
Source: RefSeq, a predicted model, not a curated record